Messenger RNA from Myripristis murdjan (pinecone soldierfish), 3837 nucleotides. It is a transcript of the gene dcaf12, whose product is annotated as DDB1 and CUL4 associated factor 12. The transcript is spliced from 9 exons. NCBI's taxonomy places the organism in Eukaryota, Metazoa, Chordata, Actinopteri, Holocentriformes, Holocentridae. Gene Ontology annotation, cellular component: Cul4-RING E3 ubiquitin ligase complex. Bases 392 to 1828 code for a protein of 478 amino acids. The record is from RefSeq and is a predicted model, not a curated record. Gene Ontology annotation, molecular function: protein binding.
UACGACCUUGUUUUUGUUGAUGUUUAAUUUGAAUGCGGCUGCGCGCUGCUCAAUGUUUUCACCGCUGCUGACGCGACUCUUAGAAAAAAAAGAAGAGAGAGAUAGGUCGGGGAAAGAGCCUCUCGUUUACCUCCUUUGUCGAAACGGAAUCCAUUAUAAGGCCCGUGUGUAGUUUCACUUGAGAGCCCCGGGAGGCGAGCUAACGUUGGCUGUUUAGCGUUAACCUUAGCUAACGACUAGUCAACCUCUCCCUUUAUGUGAUCGCCCUUCCUCGUCGCCGGACGCCGCCAGCGAGGGCCAAGGAACAAAAUAGCUAAUCGCCAUUAUAUGAUCCAGUGUCCAGCGUCACUAUUACCCUCCAUGUGGGUGAGGGAAUUGUGUGUGUCGGAUUAUGGCGAGAAAAACAGUUAGCAGGAAAAGGAAGGCAGGAGAGCCCAAGGACCAACAACAGCUGGGCUGGUGUCAGACGGCACCCAAGCGGAGCCGAGUUUCUUCGUCAUCGCGUCACGCCCAGCAGUGGUGGCGCAGUCGGCGCUCGGUGGUAUGUGCCCUCAGGGGCCGGGAGUUCAGACCUCAACAGCAGCAUGAGCUGCGGCUGCAGCGGAGCCUGCGAGGCUUUGCGGCAGGCAGGCUUCCUGGCAUCCUCAAGGAGAGGGAGUUCUCUUUGGGGCGACUCAACAAAGUGUUUGCCUCGCAGUGGCUCAACCACCGGCAGGUGGUGUGUGGGACCAAGUGCAACACGCUUUUUGUAGCCGAUGUCCUGACGGGACAGAUAACACGCAUUCCCAUGCUGAAGGACAGGGAGUGUCGCGGUGGAGGCUCUGGGGUGGUAGGGGGGCAUUUCCCCCCCACAGGGAGUUCUCGCUCCAGGCUGGACCAGCAGGGCUGUGGGAUCCAUGCCAUCGAGCUCAAUCCCUCCAGAACACUACUGGCUACUGGAGGGGACAACCCCAACAGUUUGGCUGUCUACCGGCUGCCCACUCUGGACCCUGUCUGUGUUGGAGAUGAUGGUCACAAUGACUGGAUCUUCUCCAUAGCGUGGAUUAGUGACAGCAUGGCUGUAUCUGGGUCGCGGGAUGGCUCCAUGGGCCUGUGGGAGGUAACCGAGGAGGUGCUUAGCCAAGCUGAACGGAGUCAGAACGAGGAGGCAGUACCUUGCUACUCCCACAUCUCCCACCGUGCCCUCAAGGACAUCCCCAAGGAGUACACCAACCCUUACAACUGUAAAGUUCGUGCUCUGGCCUUCAACAACAACCACAAGGAGCUGGGUGCUGUCUCCUUGGAUGGCUAUUUCCACCUCUGGAAGGCUGAACACAACUUGUGCAAGCUACUGUCCACCAAGCUGCCUCACUGCAAAGAGAAUGUGUGUCUGGCGUAUGGACAGGACUGGUCUGUGUAUGCUGUGGGCUCCCAGGCCCACGUCUCCUUUCUGGAUCCACGGCAGCCCACACACAGCAUCAAGUCAGUCAACUCCAGAGAGAGAGGUAGCGGGAUCCGCUCUGUGAGUUUCUAUGAACACAUCGUGACAGUUGGAACAGGCCAAGGGUCCCUCCUCUUCUAUGACAUCCGGGCCCAGAGAUUCCUGGAGAACCCCUUGAAUCCAGCCGGCGGGUACCGGCAGCGCCCAGGAGAGGGCAUCCUCAAGCUCACUACAGGGAAGGGCUGGCUGAAUCACGACGAGACGUGGAGGAGUUACUUCUCAGACAUCCACUCCUUCCCUAACGCUGUGUACACCCACUGCUAUGACGACUCUGGCACCAAGCUGUUUGUAGCCGGCGGACCACUCUGUUCUGGCCUGCAUGGCAAUUACGCAGGACUUUGGAGCUAGCCUCUUCCCUCUCCUCUGCAUCACUACAUCAUCCACCUCCUGCUCUUUAACUUAUCCGGUCCCUCCAUACUUCCUUAUCUUCAGGUCGUUUGACAUCACCUUUUUUUGGUAUCUCUCUUGCUUAUUGAUUUGUCUCUCUGGUCGCCUUUUGCUCACUCUUGGACUCAGGAGCAUGAUCUUGCCCUCAGUGUGUCACGGCUUUGAAUAUCAGUGUUGUGUAUCUUGUUCUUUGUAUCCACUGUUACACUACCCCUUUCCUCCAGUUAGUCCUUUGUUUCCCCCCACCUCAGCUGUUCAGUUUUUUGUAUAGAUGUAUAAAGAAUUAACCAGUGAAUUUUAAAGAAAUGCGAAGUCUGCCACUGAGGAACUAAGAAGAGAGUUGCUAAAAAAUGAAGAAUGACAUUAAUAAUUUUUCAUUUAAAACAUUUACAAACAGCGCGCAGAGAUUGGACUAUGCUCUUGUUUUUGUCGGCUUGCUGUUGUAUGUAAGGAAAGUGUUGGCGCUGGUUUCAUCUGUGAUAUGACACUGUCUUUGUGUAAAUGUUGGAAUUCUCUCCCAACAGCUCCUCUUCAUUCUCUCACUGAAAUGGACGGCAAUAAAGAGGGAGAGAGAAAGGAGGAUUGAAGAGACGAUUAAUUUUGAAGGACUGAACAGGGGUGCAAUUUGAUUCCUGCAAAGAAAUUUGAAAUAGAAUGUCCACUGAUUGGGACUGGCCGUCCUGUGCCAUGAUGAUCACAAAGAACAAUUAAGAACUUCUGUUUUCUUCAAUCAGAAGUAAAGUAAAGGGGAUAGCCUACCUAAUCAAAAGGCGACAGUGUGUUCAUAUUUUUCUCUCUGAGAUGAUGUAAAGGAGUAACAGUUUAAGAUUGCUAAAAGCAAUGUAGUUAUUCUGCUACGAAUAAUCCCAACACACUUAUUUUAUUUUUUAUUAUUAUUAUUGUUAUUAUUAUUUUUGAUUCUGUGUGAUUUGAUGAACUUACCCUGCUGAUAUUAUUCCUACAAGCUUUAUUCUUAUUUAUUAUUCCCCUCUCUGUCACCCUAAUUCAAUAGUUCAGGGGUGUUUAACUCCACUUGCUGAAGGAUGUAUAGCCUCUUUGCCCUUUAUUUUCUUGUUUUCUUUGAUGAGACCGCUUUCAGCAGAUUUGUCCAUUGGCAGUGGUUUCUUGGCUCAGGCAGAGACUCAUUUCAAAUCCUGACAGACUAUCUGUAAAUUUAGGCUUUACCACAGAAUUCCUCUAAGAUUUUUAAGUUUGGUAGUGUCAUCAAAGAUGAGAAGUGACAGACAUCGGGGCCUUUGAGUACUGGGUUGAAUCCCCAAAGUCUUUGUAAUUCUCUGAGUCCUACAGGAAUUCGGAGAGAAGAUCUGAGGUACUUCUAACUUGGGUCUUCUGCCAAUUUAAGAAAGAUGCAAGGAGAACUAACAAGACUUUUUGGACUCCACCCUGGAGUUGGAUGCUGCUGCAGUUACAGACAUUUGUUAUCACUGCUGUUGAAAAAGUUUUCUUUUUUUUCUUUAGUUUUUUUUGUAUCAAGGAUUGAGUGUUUCUGCUCUUCUCCUUGUUUGGCAGAGGCAGGGUAGACUUGAGUUACGUUUUGCCUUCCUCAGGUCUUUCUGUGAAAGACUGCUGCAGGCGAUCAUAGUUUUGCUUUUCUACAUGGAACUUUUCUCCACAAUUUUCAUGAUAACUCUAGAUUGAAAAGAGAAACCCCAGUAACGACCACAAGUUGAACAAAUAACCAACACUUUUAAAGUGUAUUUUAUAUAUAAAUGUGUAUGUAUAUGUAUGUGUAAAAUGCAUAGGGACAAAUGCAUACAUUUUUAUGUAUAUGAGGAAGUGUGUGGACUGACCUGUCUUUACUUGGUGAUGCCCUCUUUUUUUAUACACACCUCAUGAAUGUUUUUACAAAUGACUGAAUCUGAGGAUAUUGUAUAAUAUCAGCAUCUGAAAAAAACAACCUAUUAAAUCUUUAAAAAGAAAGUGAAUAAUAAAAAUAAAACGUAUAUUGA